CAUAUGGAAAAGCGCUUAUUUUGCAGUUAUGAUACUUUAUCGCUGUGACCGGGUUCAGUAUGACAUCCAUUGAUUAUCAUUGAGUAUAGUUUUUCAAUAUAGUUCUUUGACGAUUUUUGAUUGUUUUGUCGUCAAAUUUCGACGAAUGUAAUUGUAAACUUAUGUAGUCAGUUGCUGGACACUCUGGAUAUUCUUCUAUUUAAUCCUAAAUACAUUGGGAAAUUCGAAAGUUUUAUUGACCACUUCUUGCUGAAUAAUGCUCAAACCUUCAGACUCACAGAAUAUUACAUCCUCAUGCGAACUAUUCACACCAUACGGGAUUACACCUGGACUAGUCAAACAAGUCAGAGAGAAAUUUCAAAGCGAAAUUUCAAUGAACGAACUGUCUAGAAAUAUACAGUCUGGAGUCAAGCACCAUUCAGCUACAGCCCGCCUUACGUGUGCUUAUCAAAACCUUCUACACAGAGACAAUGGAAUUCAGAGACACAAUACUUAUCCUAAUAGGAGAAUCCAAUCUACUGGUAGAGUUUCUGACUUGCCUACUCCUACUAGUUUAACAGUUUAUAAAGUAAAUGAACGACCUCGAGCUGAAAGUUUUUUAGACACUCUUAAGCCAAGUAGGGAGAGUUUUGCGUCUCAGGUUAGCGUGGGAGAGGGUGGCAAAAGUACUGCACCAGUUCACCCUAAUGAAUACAGAACACAAACUGCAAUAAGUGGACAUCGAAUUGAGAAUACAAGCAGAUACAACGGUUUACCAUCUAACAUAUCAAGCGUUGAACGAGAUGAAGGUCGUCCAAUAAACCACGAUUUGCUGAAUUCCAACGAAAAUAAAAAUAAACCGAAAGAAUCAAAAGCAUCCUCAUCUACAAAGAACAGCACACGAACGGAUUUUAAGCAACCAGCGAUAUUACCUAAGCCAUCAAAAAAGGGUACCAAGGCAGCAAGCGAUCAAGUCAAUACGUAUAUAAUGCUGAUGAACAUUCCUUUUCUCAAAAAUCAGAAAAUCCUCCUAGUGAAAAAACAAAAAACAGAAGCUUACAAGGUCACAAAAAUACGACUAUUAGGAUAAACACAAGAAACCAUACAAUUGCCGACCCAUUCGCAAGACUCAGCGACAAUUAUCCUAACCAUACAACAAUAAAAUCGAAGAAUGCAUCAAAUAUCAAUUCAGCCUACGAUUCGUGGAGAAAGGAUGGUGAAGGUGAUAAGAAUAAAGUUUCUUCAACGUUUAAAAAGUCUAAUAGACCUUCAGAAAGUAUAGCUCGUAAAAAAAGCACCACAGGUGAUACAACGCAAGCUGUCACGGAACCUGUUCGCAGCAAUUCAGUUUGUCCCUGUUCUUCACACUUUGAUGGAGACCCUUGUCAUACAACCCCAUCGGAAAUCGUAAACGAUUCAAAAACAACCAAACCUAUAUCUACGUCCGUAACGUCAUCAUCUCUAUCCUUUACUUCGCAAUCUUUUCACAAUAUUCAGUCUGAAAGAAACUUUUCACAAGUAAGAAAAAAUCAUCUUCAAAGUGAAAAUAGUAGCUACUCUGGAACAGAAGACAGUUCGUUGUCUCUCGUAAAACCUGAGAAAUCACAUCAAGAUUUGAAUGAUAAGGACGACACAGAGAUAUUUACUGCAGUUAGAGCAGUGCCACAUAGGAGCACAGUGUGUACUGAAAAACAUAAUCCACUCAUGAAUAAAAGUAAAUUUAACUUGCCCGCUGCAACAAAUUUGUACAUCAAAGGUUCGGAAUUGCCUGGGAACAUCUCUUCCAAGAAAGUGAAUACCUUUCCCACAGACAGUAGGGAACCAAUUAAAUCCACGACUGCUGAUAUGGACUUUCCUAAUGUAUCAACAAACGAGCUUGGUGUGACAUCCAAGAACAUAGUAGUUGGUCAAACUCAUACAGAGAACUCAGAGAAAACCUUUCUGGGCGAAAAUAAUUCACAUCAUAAGGCAAAUGAAAAAAUGAGUAAUUUACCUUACCAUAAGCGACAGAUAAACUAUACUAUUUUGGACAGUGUUAUGGGUGAAAUGGAGCAAUUAUUCUCUGGAAAGCAAACAAAUACACAGAGAAAAUUGUCGAGAAUACAUAGCUUUGCCAGAGAAAAGGCUAUGCAAUGCAGAGAAGAAAAGGAAAAUAACGAAAAUAAUUGUGCAAAUGAUAGUAACCUUGAGAAGACCUCAGAAGCAAGUGGUUUAGAUAAUAAGUCUAUAGCUAACGGUUUAGACAACUACAGUAACGUUGAAACUAUUUCUUCCGUUUCUCAGCCCAAGAAUGAAAGACAGUCCGAGAGCUUUCAAGCAGCAUUUCGAGCAGUUGAAAAGCAUCUUAAGCUAUUUUCUGGAACUGAAGAUUCUCAGAGCUUAAAGCCAAGCAAAAUAUCAAAUGGUAUAUCUGAAAAUAUCAUUAAAAAUGGAAAUAACAGUCAACCUGUUUGUCCGGCAACAGAAGAACGUCCAGCAGAUCCAUGCAACAAUUCCAACCAAGAUAACGUAAUCAACAACAUAGGCGUUUUACGUGGAAUGAUUUUCCAGCCAUCCUCAUCAAUUUCGUCUUCACCUGUAGCCGUUUAUAUAAGAAAUAAUAAUUUGGAUUCACUCCCACUAACGAAAGUCAUCAAAAGUAGGGCGAUAACAAAACCUCUUCAAAGGAAAAAUGAAAAUAUAUCCAACUUUCAAGCACACAGAAAUACUGUGUUAUGUAAUCGAAAGUUGAACCAAGAGAAUCCUGGACCGAUUCGUCUCAAUGAUAAACGUAAAAAACAUGUGACAGUUUUAGGUCCAGAGUACAUUACAAUCUAUGAGUUAUCAAACAAACUGGAAAUCAAUACUUCUGAGGUAAGUUUACAUGAGAAUACACGCAUAACUGAAUUUAAUAACAAGUAUCAACACGGAAAGGACAGUUCAACAUCUAGUUUUAAUUCCAGUUCGAAUAUAACAGAUUUUACAGAAGAAAUCGAUAAUAAAGAUGAAAACUUUUUAAAUCAUUUGAUUAAAAACAACGUAAAUAAUAAAGAUGGUUUACAUGUUAGUCCACGUGACAGGUGUGAUUCAAUGAACCUUCACCAAAUAAAUAAUCAACACUCAACAUACAACGAAAACAGAAAAAAACUAAGAGUUCAAUUGGAAGCAAUUUUUGGCAAAGUAACUGGAAAACAUUUAGAUACCAUGUUAAAGAAAGAAAAUAACGACAAAGUAAUUACUAAUUAUAAAAGUUCCAAAAAUAAUGAACAGAAGGGACGACCACAACACUGUGAGAACUAUCUUACUAGUAAUCUUUUAUAUCAUGGGAAGAUAAAUGAUUCCAAGUCAAUGAAAAACCGUAGUUUUGACAAUAAUCAAUCAAACUACAAUCAACGUGAAAACUUAGGAAUGUUUUCUACACAAAUUACCAAAGUUGUUAAUGAACUAAGAGAACUUCUAUGUGGAACCUGGCCGUUGAAAUCCAGUCACAUGUUAGAUGUACAAAAAUUUGUAUGCCAAAAAAGUUUGGAGUAUAAACAAGAACACAAUGAGCUAUCAGCUUAUCAAAAAAGUCGACAAAACCAAAUCUUAUCGUUAAGAGAAAAAAAUGACAAGUUUAGAGAUAGUACAAAAUUGUCCAUACCAUUUGAAAAUUCAGUCGUAAAUUUAAACCGUCCAUUUUCCACAGAACUAGGAAACUCAGAUUUGUCCUCAAUAGUUAGCGCUAGUUCCGAAGACAAUCUAUCUUUCGAGAACAUAAAAAAGUCUGCAGAAAAACAGUUAAAUAGCAUUCUGCAGAAGCGAGGAGAUAUGAAUGACACAAGACCAGUUUCAGCCUCAUCAUGCCUUUAUCCUAAUAAAACCAGUAUUUUAGAACAUCAUCCAACAAAUAAGUUUUUACCAAGUCACGGUUGUGGUUUUUUUCUUAGCAAACCCAGAAACCAAAAUAGGGAUAAAACUGAACCCGAACAUAACGUUGUAAUUGCUUCCUUGAAUACAUCAAACAAUAAACCAAAUGAUUUUAUAUACCAAACUAAUCAUUAUAAUUCGGAUGCGACUUUCGAUUUGAGGGUUCUAGACUCAUAUAAUAAGUUAAACAAAACAUCUAACUAUUUCAAUUCAUAUUUGCCAGAAAUACAGAAUAUUUCAAAACAAAAACGGUUAGUAGAUAUUCCAACUUCUCCCAUUGAUGAGGUUCACAAUACAAAUUAUUCUACGUCUGAAAUCCCUUUUGCUCUACCUAAUCAAGACUUAUUAGAGUUAAAAAAUAAUAAAAUAGAUGGUACAAAAUCAAAACAUAGGAGUCUCAUUGAGUUUCGAAAGUGGAAUCAUUCUAGGAGACUAUCGGACGCUUCAUUCGACAUAGACGUUAAUGGUUUCGCUGAUGGUUACACAAACCACAGAAACCAUAAUAUCAAAUGUGCUGCGAAUAACCUAAAAAGGUACGUUUAUAACGAUCGUUUGUCUUCAUUAUUUGAUUAUAUUUACGUCCCUGGAAAUAAUUCUCAGCUGCAGUUCAAGGAAAAAGAUAGACAAGAGACGUUUAUCGAAUUGAGGCGGUCUAGGACUGCUUCACCUGACGUUUAUUCAAACAAAUUCAGUACCUUAAAUGAAAAUAAUUCUCAAACGAUCUCAAAUGAAUGGAAUCAGAUAUCGAAUUUUACCUUACCGAGAUUUUUCAUAGAAUCAGAUCUAAAAAGUAAUAGAAUAAUCCCUUCUAAUUUCCACAAUGACUAUCUUGAACGGUUUUUCCAUCCAUCUGAAGAAAACCUUAUUUCAAGUAGACUAGAUACUUUGAAUUUAUCAUCAAGAAGAUGUAAUCAAAGAAGGUGGCGAACUAUAAAUCAGAAAUAUUCGAAACGUCAAGAAUCCUAUUCACGGUAAAUCAGUGACAAAUAAUGAUGAUAAAUUAAAAAAACACCAAAAUGCUUUUAAUCAAUUCAAUUCAAUUAAAAUAACUACUUCAACAAAAGAGUCAGUUGUACAAAAUGAUCACGUCAGUGAAGAUCAAAAUAACGAUAUCAAUCAGUUUGUUGAUUGUGAAAAUCGUAGUGAUUCUAGUGUUACUGAUUCUCAACAAUUAAUAUCACAUCCAAGAACGUUAUUCCCUCGUCCCCAAUGGUCGCCAAAUCUUAGCUAUUACAUGUGGUCUUCUAUUCAGAACAAUAAAACAUCUUGUACUCGAUCCUACGAUAUUAUGAACAGAAGCAUUAGUAAUACAGAUGGAAUAAAUACAUAUCGAUUGAUGCCUGCCGGACAAAUUUCUCAAACCACAAGACAUUUCCCUCGUUUAUCAACAGCUGAAAUUCCAUGUGAGCGACCUAAAUCAGCCCCGGUGAAAAAUUGUAGAAAAAAAAUUAAUCUUGAUUGUAAAACUUAUUCUGUUCAUUAUCCUGGUUUAUUGGCUAAUAGAAAUAUGAAUAUAUGUUAAACAAACAAAAAACGAGAGAAUAUCUUCCUUCCUUUGCGACAAACAUCGUUUUCCAGAAUCUAUUGUAUUUAUUUCUAUUUAAUUUAUGUUAAAAACUGUGAUAUUUUGAUUUGGCUAUUUUUCAUUCUAUUUUCAAUUUGAAAUAAAAGUAUUUUACAAGUGUACUGUAAGAUUUAAUUAUGAUUAUCGUCAAUUAUUUUCUUUUUUCUACCAUCAGUAUCCAUCAAGUAAUUAUUUUUGAACGUUUCAAUUUCCCACAUAACUUUAUUUGUCUUUGUACACUUUCAUUUGAUUAUAUUUAUCGAGGGUUUCCAAGAAACAAAAAAAACACUGAAUUUUUAUGUCUUCCAGUUUUGGUGAAGUGAUUCAACAUGUCAUUCAUCAUUUAUAAACAAUUGGUUUUUAUUAUCUACCAAAUAAUAUCGUUAGAAAUUUCUUAUCAAAUGACUACCUCUAUUUUUAUAUACAUGUAUUUAAAGACCAUUUAUUUUCAUCGACGCUUCAUUAAUUUUAAAUGCUGCCUCAUGACAAAACUCAAAUAACAGUUCAACUGUUGAAUACCAGAAAAAAGAGAAAAUGAACGUAUGCUUUUAUGGUUUUAAAUUGUAAGGCGAAUUAAGGACAUACUGUUUAGUAGAUGAAAACCGGUUGAAUUGCAUAACUAUAUGCUCGUUAUCUGUUAUUCAAUUUUCUGUGAUUUAAGGUAAUUCUCGUAAAUCGUUACGAUUAGAUUUUUAAAGACCAACUAAUUUUCAGGACUUAAAAAGAAUGUUAAUAGCAAGUGACCACCCAUGAUUAUUGCCGAAAACCUUAACUAAUUGGAUUUAUGAACACUGAGGUAUUAUAGUUUGUUACUUAAACAGAGACUCGUGAUUGUUUUUUGUAUUAUCUGAAAAGUGAAUGACUUAGAAGAUUAAAAGUCACUUGAGAAUUAUUACAAAACCAUUUUUAACUGAUCAUAAUACUAGGAAAUAGUAGUAAUCAGAUGUCAAAAUAAGAUUGCUAACUGUAGCUCUUCACUUCUGCAAGAAUUCCAAAUAUAAAAUUACAGUGAACUGUUAAUUUUGACUAAUUUUACAUGAUAUUUCAUGCAGCCAGAUCCAUUGACAAAUUUCAAACAGAGCAAGGGCAACAAAAUAUUGCAGAGUCAAAUGAAUCCAUUCUAUUUCACGGUUUCUCAUCAGCCACAUACAACCUUAAAUGACAAUUGUUAAUAUAAUUAUUAAUAAAUGUUUAGCAUACUUUAAUUUGUGAAGUUUAGAUAAAUG
Schistosoma haematobium is the source of this 6657-nucleotide messenger RNA. RefSeq lists its product as uncharacterized. The transcript is spliced from 6 exons. NCBI's taxonomy places the organism in Eukaryota, Metazoa, Platyhelminthes, Trematoda, Strigeidida, Schistosomatidae. Bases 1684 to 4842 code for a protein of 1052 amino acids. The record is from RefSeq and is a predicted model, not a curated record.